Molecule: messenger RNA, 1557 nt
Organism: Lachancea thermotolerans CBS 6340
Lineage: Eukaryota; Fungi; Ascomycota; Saccharomycetes; Saccharomycetales; Saccharomycetaceae
Gene: CHK1
Product: serine/threonine protein kinase CHK1
Exons: 2
Coding region: 1-1557 (518 amino acids)
Biological process (GO): protein phosphorylation; intracellular signal transduction; microtubule cytoskeleton organization
Cellular component (GO): cytoplasm
Molecular function (GO): tau-protein kinase activity; protein serine/threonine kinase activity; ATP binding
Source: RefSeq, a predicted model, not a curated record
AUGUCCAUCAACUUCUCGCAAAGAUCGCCGCUUCCAAAGAUCAAGAACCUGGUUCUGGGCGAAACAGUUGGACAGGGUUCAUUCGCAUUCGUUAAGGCCGCCUGCCUGGAGUCAAAUCCAGAAACUGUAGUAGCAGUCAAAUUCGUGCAUCUUCCUACUUGCGUUAAACAUGGUCUGAGCGAAAAAGAUGCAAUACAAGAAGUUGUCAUCCAAUCGAAGUGCAGCGAUCACUUGAACAUCUUGAAGGUUAUAGAUUGCAAUGUGACCAAAAACUUUCUCUGGAUUGCCAUGGAGAUGGCCGGUGGAGGCGACUUGUUUGAUAAGAUUGAGCCAGAUGUGGGCGUGGAUGCUGAGGUCGCCCAAUUUUAUUUCAAGCAAUUAAUUAGCGCUGUGACCUAUCUGCAUGAAAAAUGCGGCAUCGCCCACAGGGACAUUAAGCCAGAAAAUAUUCUGCUAGACAGUGAUGGAAACUUAAAGCUUGCAGACUUCGGUCUAGCUUCCCAAUUCAGGCGCAAAGACGGCACGAAGAGAUUGUCGUCGGACACGCGAGGCAGUCUCCCUUAUAUGGCGCCAGAAAUAUUACAUUCCCGGAACUACCAUGCUGAUCUUACAGAUAUAUGGUCCUGUGGGGUACUAGUGUUUGUUUUGUUGACUGGCGAAACUCCGUGGGAACAACCAAGCCGUGACGACGACCAAUUUCGUGAAUUUUCAGAAAAUUGUGGAAACAUGGUUAGCGGGCCAUGGAACAAGAUCAGCCUAACUCAACUAAAUUUAGUCCGCAAGAUGCUUCAGCCUGACCCACGAAAAAGGGUUACGUUAAGUGAACUUCGCACUCAUGUGUGGUACACUAGUCUCGUAUCUUUUUCUGAUGAAGGCGGCCGUUGCAAUGAUCCACAAUUGCUAUCUCAGAAGCUUUUGAGUAAACUCCACGUUUCUUUGAGCGAUGAUGCAUACACUCAAUUUAUGAAAGAUGAUUUUUGCUUGAAAAUCCCCACUCAUACGUCGACACAGCCGAUUCAAUCAGAGAUCGCUGACUUGCGCCACGAUAGUUUUUGUGCAUCUGGCCGACUCGCUACUCAGCAUGAGUUUUUCGGGCAGCCUGGUUCCAGACAGGCGUCGAACCCUGAUACUGAAUGGACACAGCAAGUUCAUGUGGACAUGGCCACCCAACAAUUUCAGGUAAACUCAAUUCCAGAAGGAGCUUUCAUAAGCACAUCUGUUUUGACAAAAUUUUAUUCACAUCGAGAAAUGAGUUCAAUUCUUCCAAUGCUGGAGUAUGCCCUCCGGAACUUUAGUAUUCCGGUGAAGACAGGCUCGUACGAAACUUUUCUUGAGCUCAGAGAUUCCCACAAGCUAGAAGAUGUUUUCCCAGUCACUAUCCAAAUUAAAACAAUGGAUAGGAAGGGAUGGUUUCUAUCCGGUAACGUGUCUCUAUCUAACGCUUAUGGGGGUCUCGUCCUAAUUAGCUUCAAUAGGAGAAGCGGGGACCCGCUGGAAUGGAGAAGGCUUUUCAAGAAAGUAAGCCUAGUGUGUCGAGAACUGGUUUACGUGCCAUAA